UGAACCAAAAUCAAGAAUAAGUCCUCAAAUCUAUCAAAUCCAUGGGACUCUCGAAUUCGACCCAGAAAAAUGAAGCCCAACGCACAAAACAAAUCUUCAUCUUAUCCGGCCAGAGCAACAUGUCGGGGCGCGGCGGCGUCUUCAACCACCACUGGGACAGCGUUGUUCCUCUGGAAUGCUCUCCUGAUGCUUCUAAAAUUUUCCGCCUAAAUGCACACCUUGGCUGGGAGGUGGCGCAUGAGCCCCUCCACCGCGACAUUGACAACAAAAAAACAUGUGGAGUGGGGCCCGGAAUGUCAUUUGCCAACGCUGUCAAGGAGCGAGUCGGGGUGGUCGGGCUGGUGCCAUGCGCCGUAGGUGGGACCAGAAUUAAGCAGUGGGCGCGUGGAUCUCAUCUUUACGAGAACAUGAUAAGGAGAGCCAGAGCGGCUGCGGCGCAAGGCACCGAAAUCAAGGCGUUGUUGUGGUACCAGGGAGAAAGCGAUACGACGACUCGAGACAAUGCUGAGUCCUACAAGGAGAAUAUGGAGAAGUUUAUUCACAAUGUGCGUGCUGACUUGCAUUUGCCAUCUCUUCCAAUUAUUCAGGUGGCAAUAGCAUCAGGAGAGGGGAAAUUUAUUGAGAAAAUUAGACAAGUGCAAAAGGGAAUUGACGUCCCAAAUGUUGUAUGCGUCGAUGCAAAGGGAUUGGAACUGAAGGAAGAUAAUCUUCAUUUAACAACAAGAGCACAAGUAGAAUUGGGACAUAUGUUGGCUGAAGCUUAUCUCACCCACUUUGUAUCCCCAUCUGACUCAGUCAUCUGAUACUUUGUCAAUUUAAAUUUGUUGUAAAAGAUCGAUUAUUCUUCCAGCUAAGCCAUGUUUGACUCUCUUUGAACAAAAAUUCUUUAU
Molecule: messenger RNA, 890 nt
Organism: Olea europaea var. sylvestris
Lineage: Eukaryota; Viridiplantae; Streptophyta; Magnoliopsida; Lamiales; Oleaceae
Product: probable carbohydrate esterase At4g34215
Exons: 2
Coding region: 42-803 (253 amino acids)
Source: RefSeq, a predicted model, not a curated record